Molecule: messenger RNA, 734 nt
Organism: Humulus lupulus (European hop)
Lineage: Eukaryota; Viridiplantae; Streptophyta; Magnoliopsida; Rosales; Cannabaceae
Exons: 5
Coding region: 1-690 (229 amino acids)
Source: RefSeq, a predicted model, not a curated record
AUGGAUGUAUUUUUGAGGCCUGUGGAAGACGAAGUGAAGGAGUUAUGGGAUGACGAAGUUCAAACCAGAGACGCUGCAAUGAAUAGUAUAUUUAAACCAUGUCCUUCAUGCAACGAAGACACUCAUUCAUGUCGAGUAAUUGGGAAGACGGCUUAUCUUGUAAAAGGAUUUAGACUUGCUAGUGGCUUUGGUUCAAAUUUCUGUAAGAAAGUAAUUGAUAAUGAUGGCAACAAUGUUGGGUUAAAAUCCUAUGAUUAUCACAUUCUUAUGCAACGUCUGCUGCCGGACAUGGAGAAUGCAGAGAUCCACUUUAAUACACAGUGUAUAUUACAUGAUGAUCUGCAAAGUAGUUGCUUGCUCAAUUCGAGUAGUAGUAGUGCUCAAAUCAUUAAUUGCGAAAGUGUCCAAGUUAGUUGUUCAGAGAACUAUUUGUCUAACACUAAUAUUAUAGUUCGCCCAUGCUUAGGAGGAAUACUAGAGAUUAUUGUAAUUAGCAUCCAUUUGUCCUUAUCAAGAGUUCUGGAAGUGUUGCUCCAACAAGGACUUAGCGUUGAAGGAUGUUAUUCGGCCAAAGUGAAUGGAAGACUUAUUCACACUAUAAAGUCUGAGGUUGACGAUAUGAGUAAAUAUAUUGACCCAUCUGAGCUUCAACAAAAUCUGUACGUUAUGUUCUCAACUACUUCCGAAUGACAAUCGAUAUAUAAAUUUUUAUAUAUAUGGAAAUGUUUUGGGUA